Messenger RNA from Polychytrium aggregatum, 720 nucleotides. RefSeq names its product concanavalin A-like lectin/glucanase domain-containing protein. The transcript has 3 exons. The record is from RefSeq and is a predicted model, not a curated record. NCBI's taxonomy places the organism in Eukaryota, Fungi, Chytridiomycota, Chytridiomycetes, Polychytriales. Gene Ontology annotation, molecular function: protein binding. Bases 1 to 720 code for a protein of 239 amino acids.
AUGUUCAAACCCGCCGGGUCGUUCGAAAGCUCGUUCAACAACGCAACUGAGGACCAGUUCAAUAAGGCCAUCGCCUUUCAGCAACGCUAUCCUCCUCCGUCCAACACCACGCCGCCGGCGGACCGCAUCCAGGUCGUCCUUAGGCUCGGCUUGGAUGCGUGGAGGUUCAUCCCCGAUCCAUCUGCCAGCGGCAUUGUCACGAGCACGGAUUAUUCGGUCACAUUCACCCAAGUUGCGGACCAAUGCUGCCUGAGCAACCAUCCGCUCCUGCCCAGCAACGGCUUGGAAUACAGCUAUUUUGAGGUCUACGUUUCCGACGUGCAGUACAGCCCUCACACCACGGUCAUCUCGGUCGGUGUCGCCACCAAGCCUUAUCCUUCCUUCCGACUGAUUGGAUGGAACGCCUGGUCCGUUGGCUACCACAGCGACGACGGACGGCUAUUCAACAAUGACGCUUUUGGCGGCCGUCUCUUUGCUUCGCCUUACACCAAGGGCCACACCGUCGGGUGCGGAUACAACCCAAAGACUGGAGCAGUGUUCUAUACCCUCAACGGCACUUUGCUAGGCGAAGUGGUCAGAGGGCAGCCUCAUCCCUAUCACGCCGCCGUUGGUGCCGAUGGCCCGUGCCGGCUUCAGAUCAAUGUCGGACAGCAACCAUUCAUGUAUCUGCCCGCAAAUGGCAUUGCUACAUCGAUAGCACCACCCUCCUACUCGGCAUGA